CGGAUAAGACCCUCUUCGCUUCCUUUGUUCUAACGAGAGAAACCGCAUGUCAUGCUUUCACCGGCAUGGCUACUCCGCCCACACCAGCGCACGUUAGCACUCCCUGCAACGCCACCUUCACCCGCUCUCUCGGCCCGGCGCCAUGUCGGGUGAGUUGCGCGUCGCUCCCCCAAAACAAGCGCGGAAGCAGGCGAUCCUUCUCCAUCGCUCUCCUUCUCUUCCAAUUGUGCUACUCUAAUCCUAAAUAUGCUAAUGCGAGCAACAUUUUUGACAAGUACGUGAAGAGAAAAAAGCUUGAUCCGCUAGAGGCAUAUGUGCCCGCUGUUCUCUUGACUCAAUCACAGUUCAAGGACUUAGAGAAAACAUUGGGAGACGGUCAGCCACAAUAUGCUCUCAGCAGGUCUCUGUUACGUUCUGGUCCGGCGGCAUCUCUACGUGUUAAUAUUCGAGCAGUAGCACAGUAUGCAUCAGAUGACGGUAGAGGGAAAGCCGCUACCGAUGCCGUUGAUCGAUGCCUUGGAGCUUUGGAGGGUCUUGAUUCUUUGCUGCUGCGUGCGUCAAGGAAUGACCCAACAGCCACAGUCGAAUCUAUGAAGGCAAAGAUCAAUAUUGCCUUGGGUGCACUGGAUAGCCUCCUACAAACCGUCCCUUCUACCGUGCUAGAUAAAGGCAAGGAAAUUGCAGAUGCAUACAGGAUGCCAAUCAGCCCGGAAGAAGGUAAUCCCGAAGACUCGGACCCAGAUAUGAAGAAGUUAGAAGCACUUCUCUAAAUCCUUAAAAGGUUUCUCUUUUCAAUUUCUCUCUGUUGUUUUAUGGAUUGAAUUACUCUUUGUGAGAUGAUAAUAGGGAGAAUAAUUGUAUUUUAUUUUUACACUGUUGUAACUAUUGCAUGGGAACAUGAACAAUAUUAUAACUGUUUUAACUGUUAUUUAAUGUAUUACACAAACCAAUUUCAAGGUUUUGU
Magnolia sinica is the source of this 964-nucleotide messenger RNA. RefSeq lists its product as uncharacterized. NCBI's taxonomy places the organism in Eukaryota, Viridiplantae, Streptophyta, Magnoliopsida, Magnoliales, Magnoliaceae. Bases 66 to 770 code for a protein of 234 amino acids. The record is from RefSeq and is a predicted model, not a curated record. The transcript has 7 exons.